Molecule: messenger RNA, 1123 nt
Organism: Plutella xylostella (diamondback moth)
Lineage: Eukaryota; Metazoa; Arthropoda; Insecta; Lepidoptera; Plutellidae
Gene: Dmc1
Product: Dmc1 homolog
Biological process (GO): reciprocal meiotic recombination; DNA strand invasion; mitotic recombination
Cellular component (GO): condensed nuclear chromosome; nucleus
Molecular function (GO): double-stranded DNA binding; single-stranded DNA binding; ATP hydrolysis activity
Source: RefSeq, a predicted model, not a curated record
ACUUCACUUGAAAUUAGACACUUUCGAAAGAAAAUUAUACAAGAAAAAUUAGUUUUAGAGCUUAAAUACUAUGACGGACCAAGCGUUAGACGAUAACGUUUCUGAAAUCGACGAAGAGGAAAGUUAUUUUCAAGACGUUGAUAUCUUGCAAAAACACGGCAUCAAUGUAGCCGACAUAAAAAAACUAAAAGCUUCAGGAAUAUGCACCAUCAAAGGUAUCCAAAUGUCUACAAAGAAGAAACUAUGUAACAUAAAAGGAUUUUCGGAUACAAAGGUUGAAAAAAUCAAGGAAGCGUGCCAAAAAGUCGUUACCUUGGGAUUUAUGACUGCAUUAGAAGUAAGCGAUAAAAGAAAACAAGUUUUUAAAAUCAGCACUGGAAGCACUGAACUAGACAAACUACUGGCAGGUGGAAUAGAAUCAAUGGCGAUAACAGAAGUAUUUGGUGAAUUUCGAACAGGAAAAACACAAUUAUCCCAUACAUUAUGCAUAACUACUCAAAUUCCAAAUUCAAGUGGUUACCAUGGAGGAAAAGUAAUGUUCCUUGAUACUGAACAUACCUUCCGACCUGACCGACUUCGGCCCAUUGCAGAUAGAUUCAACCUAGACCAAAAUGCAGUCCUAGACAAUGUCCUAUACGCUAGGGCAUAUACCUCAGAACAUCAGGCCGAGCUUCUAGACUACGUAGCGGCGAAGUUCCACGAAGAGGCAGGGGUGUUCAAGCUGCUGAUUAUCGACUCCAUCAUGGCGCUGUUCCGGGUCGACUUCUCCGGGAGAGGCGAGCUAGCUGACCGACAACAAAAGCUGGCACAAGUGCUAUCUCGGUUACAAAAGAUAUCCGAAGAAUACAACGUCGCUGUUUUUAUCACAAACCAAAUGACAUCUGAUCCCGGAGCAACGCUUUCCUUUCAAGCCGAUCCCAAGAAACCUAUAGGAGGAAACAUCCUAGCCCACGCGUCUACGACUAGAAUAUCACUCAGAAAAGGUCGCGGUGAGAACCGGAUUGCCAAAAUAUACGACUCUCCCGAUCUGCCUGAAAGUGAGGCUACGUUUGCUAUAACCAAUGGUGGUGUUUCGGAUGCUAAAGAUUAAUUUAAUUUUCUACAUAAUAUAUUUUUUUAUUUA